CCUAGUAAUCCGCGGUGAAAAGGAUGAACAAGCUGUAUUGUGCAGCAAAGAUAAAACUUAUGACAUGAAAAUAGCAGAUACCUCAAAUAUGCUGCUGUUUAUUCCUGGUUGCAAAACUCCAGAACAGCUGAAUGCAGAUCAAGCAUCUUGUAAUAUUAUUCAUGCACAGAUUGCUGGUUUCUCCAAUAACUAUUGGGAAUUAAGGAGAUGUCGACCGAAACUGAAGAAACUGAGGAAGCUUUUAAUGGAAGAUCCAUAUGAAGGGCCAGAGAGUCGGAAAGAUCAGACUUUAACAUUUUCAAAGUAUACAACAGAGGAUUUGUUAAGUCUGAUUCAAGCAAGUGAAGAGGAAAUACUGCACGAAUUGCAGGUUAUAGAUGCCUGCAAAAUUGAAGGAUAUUGGAGAAUUCUAGAAUUUGACUAUGAGAUGAAACUCUUGAACCAUGUGACUCAGCUGAUAGACUCAGAGUCCUGGUCUUUAAGUAAGGUUCCUUUACGUACCUGCCUUGAGGAACUUGGAUCUCUAGAGCCCACAGAGAUGAUAGAACACAUCCUUUUAAGCUAUGGAAGGAAAUACACUGAUGAUGCAGGGGAGAUUUACUUUGAAAUGCAUGAAGAUAAAAUAUGCAGAGCUAUAGCACGAAUGCUUUUGCAAAAUGCAGUUAAAUUCAAUCUAUCAGAGUUUCAAGAAGUAUGGCAACAAAGUGUUCCUGAAGGGAUGACAACAAGGCUUGAUCAGCUUAAGGGCUUGGCUCUUGUGGAUAAAAGCUCAAGACCAGAGACCAUCUUUCUGCUGAAAGUAGAAGACUUACCUGAAGACAAUCAAGAAAGAUUCAACAGCUUAUUCAGAAUACGGGAAAAGUGGACAGAAGUGGAUAUUACCCCUUAUAUACAAGACUUAUGUGCAGAGAAGCAGACAGUUGGCGCUCUUCUGACAAAAUAUGCUCGCUGCUCAACGCAGAAUGGUGUUAAAGUUUAUAAUUCUAGAAGACCCAUCUCUUAACAAGUCCUGUCUUAAGAACCGAGAAUAAUGAAUGGAGUAACAGUAAAUGUUGCUUGUUGCUGCCUUCUGGGGAAAGGAGUUGCCAACUGGUAUUAUGUAGUGUUCUUGAGUUUAAGCAGCUAAGCUGCUUGAACGAGUUCAGUUUUCUGCUCGGCUAAGUAGAAUGUGAAGGCAUUUGCAUCUUCUAAGAAACUAUAGUGUCAGCAGCCCUUGCCUGCUUUCUUUUUCCUUUAUGUCUGU
Molecule: messenger RNA, 1243 nt
Organism: Cariama cristata (Red-legged seriema)
Lineage: Eukaryota; Metazoa; Chordata; Aves; Cariamiformes; Cariamidae
Gene: DSCC1
Product: DNA replication and sister chromatid cohesion 1
Exons: 8
Biological process (GO): mitotic sister chromatid cohesion; maintenance of mitotic sister chromatid cohesion
Cellular component (GO): nucleus; Ctf18 RFC-like complex; chromatin
Source: RefSeq, a predicted model, not a curated record